Messenger RNA from Dunckerocampus dactyliophorus (ringed pipefish), 4157 nucleotides. RefSeq names its product proteasome (prosome, macropain) assembly chaperone 2 (gene psmg2). The transcript is spliced from 7 exons. Gene Ontology annotation, cellular component: cytosol; nucleus. Gene Ontology annotation, biological process: proteasome assembly. The record is from RefSeq and is a predicted model, not a curated record. Bases 121 to 909 code for a protein of 262 amino acids. NCBI's taxonomy places the organism in Eukaryota, Metazoa, Chordata, Actinopteri, Syngnathiformes, Syngnathidae.
UGGCCUUCAAUCACAAUGAGUCGACGCCAGGACUGGAAGGACCCCAGCGCCCUGCAUGAAAACAGAAAAUAAAUUUAAGAUUGUAGCGUUUAUAUAUAUAUUUUUUUAACCAAACCCAUCAUGUUUAUCUCUUCACAAAGUUCUACGCCUGUAUUUAAAGAUUUGACGCUUGUUAUGCCAGCAGUGGCGGUGGGCAAUGUGGGCCAGCUGGCGGUGGACCUAAUCAUAUCCACACUAAACGUGCGCCGAGUGGGCUACCUGCACACGGACUGCCUCAUCCCCAUGGCGGGGAAUAACCCGUACGCCACCUGCAAAGACGACGCAGAGGAGCUGCACACGGCUGCAGAAGUCUACGCUGCACCCGAGCUCAAGCUGGCCAUUCUUCAAAUCAGGGCGCCAAUUGUGAAGCCAAAAUCCAAAAGGUUCCGUCAGCUGCUGUUGUCCUGGAUAAAAUCUAGUGGUUUCUCCAGGACGGUCGUUCUCUCCAGCAGCCAUGCCUACCAGAGGGAUGACCAGCAGCUGCAAGGCACUCCUCUAAGGUACCUAAUCACCCCCAGCCUCCUGAAGGCCAGUGCAGAUGCCCUGAAGGAGCUGGGCUGGAAGGAGAUGGAGAAGGUGCCCCCUUGCCUGGGACAUUCAGACGCCAACACGGAGCCUAGACUUGUCGUCCCUGGUGGCGGCAUCACCAAAGGGCUCUUCACAGACAGCUGUACUGAGGAGGUCCGGCUGGCCGUGUUGCUCAUCUUCUGCUCGGAGGGCAACAACAUCCCGGACGCCUUCACGCUCCUCAAUCACCUUAACGACUGGCUCCACCUGCUGGACAGCCCUAAGCAUGAGGCCAACAAUUGGAAGAUCCCAGCAUCCUGGAGUCUCCUCUUUGGGAGCGGCAUCCCUCCAGCACUCUUUUGAAACGCAAGCUUUUAUGCCGCGUUGUUUACAGGAACUGACCUAAAUGAGCACUUCUGCAACCCUUUUUGAGUAUUUUAUAUUUGGGGGAGGUGAAAAAAAAAGACCACAAUCGCAAAGAUGGUGUGAAUUUUUGACCAUUUCUCGGCUGGACCUCAUUCAGCCCGACUAACUGAAAGUGGUUGGCCAGGCGCCACGCGGUGUUCCCAGCAUUCCCGCCCACGACUGUAACAUGACUCUUACAACAAUACAUCACUGACAUCACUUCAAGUGUUCAACAUCUCCUUGAAAUAAGACUGAUGGGAAAAUUUAAAAAAAAAAGAGCCAAAUAUUUCCAUUAUAAAUGAAACAGAUUGAGAAUAUGAGCAAUUUCUUCCAUCACAGGAUGAUGUGUCAUAAACUAGAUACCAGUUUUAUUAAAAGAUAACAUUCAUAGCAUUGACUUUUUUUCCCCUCCAUAGAAGAAAAUGUCAUCAAAUUGUCUUAAAAUGUGUAACAAUGCUCAUUGUUUUUUGUGUCAACAAAACCCUUUAUAUACAUGCCACUGACUCUUGCCACAGUGCUGUGGAAAACUUCAAGUAUUCUUAUAAAAAAUAGAAACAUUUCCACCCCUGGAAAAAUACACAUUUAUAAAAUGGCAAUGCAUAGCUCCUAUUUCAGUCUGUAUAAACGUAGUAUGACAAAGUUGCAAAGAAACAUUUUAAUAAUGCUGGUGUCUUCUUAUUGAAUAACGUUGAGCGUGUGUGUGUAUUGUAAACAGUUUGGAGAGGGAUGAUGACAAGUGAUGCAGAGAAGUGUUUGAAUGGUUGAGGAACGCUGGUGGGAGUGAGAGGCCAGCUGGUGUUCCCUGCAGAUGUUUUGCUGUCAGCGUUUCCUGUGAACGUACCCUCGGGUGGGGGGCGGGGGGUAGAGUCAGCAGUCGCUUGUCUUGGCUCUAUAAGAGACAAAAACCCAAAAUAAAUGAGUACCUGCAACGCAAAGCAAUCAACGCAUCGCCUCAUGAAUUUUGCAUAAAACGAGCAUUUAGCUAGAAAUGCAUGGCUUGAGACGACCACUGUAUAUCCCACCAGACAUCUGGAUUGUUUCCCACCCCACAAGCAAAGGUGCACCAUUUCUAGGGGUGUCACAAGAUCUUGCAAAAUUACAAUGUGGCAAGAUUUCUCAUUCAGAAAAAAAAUCAUCUCAUGGACGAUAAAUAAAUGGAUCACACAAUCAAUGAAAAUAAAUUAGAUCAUUUUUCCGGCCUCAAUAUGUUGCCAUGUGCGUGCAUGUCUGUCUUCCUCGUCUCCUGCCUCCAAACAGGCAGUGAGGCUUCACUCUGUGCGUUGGUCUCGGCACCUUAGUGUGUCCGUUCCAUAGAACAACGGCAUAAAUGGAGUAAGCACUUUUGUCAGUCAUACAGUCUCUGUCUCACUGGGUGGGUGGAGGCGGGGCCGCUAGCCUACACACAGAGUGCACAAGAGUGUAACGUAGUAAGAGGUGGAAGUGUAGCAAACGCAUUUCUGUAGUGGAGUUGAGGAUGCAAAGACAUCAAACAAUUCACUCUUUUUCUACAUAACUAGACAGGUGAAUGGAUAACUUUUGUUAUAUAGACAUCUUACCGCUCAGUGUAUCCUUAAUCAUAUGACAUCUACAAAGUGACGUUUAUGCGAUAGCAAUUGACGUAAUGGGCUCCCCUGCUUUAUUCUAAUAGUUAUACUUUAUUCUUAACUUUUCUUGUUUUUGUUACAAGGGUGCAAAAAAACCCCAAGAUAUGCUUAUCAUUUGGGCUUCCAUACAGUUCAUAUAUAGGCUGUGGGCCAAUAAAUACGUAAAUGUGCAGCACUCUCCCACACACAAACACACAUUCAUGCCAGAGUGCAUUUGCAAAAAAAUUCCAAAAUGUUGCCGGGCAACUCAGAAAAAACCCAAACAAACACGGCAGACACACUGCAAACGUCACGUACGAGAGCUCUGGGACGUAUUUGUACAAGUUCCUGCUGUAAAAUGUGCUGGUUGGUUGUCACAGUAAAGCUGGGGGUACAGACAUACUGCACACUCCCCGUCAGCGCCGGGUCACGUGCAGCAAAUGCAGCCUACACUGUCCGAGAAGAGAACAGCAGGUUGAGCGUGGCGAUGAUGGGAGGACUGUUAAGCGUGUGAUGGCAGACCGGUCAUGUACAGAAACACAAUGCCGUCUUUGUAGCCUUCAGCAGGCGAGGGGGAGCUGAGAGACCAUAAUCACCUUUUCCUCUUCCUCUCGCCGUCGUUCGUCCUUUGGCUUGUUUUGACUGCGUCCGUUACAGAGAAGCUGUCGUCUCUGCGUCGUUUGCUGCGUCAAAAAUGAGGUUACCACCUUCAUAUCUUGAAUGAUUGACUGACUGAUUGGAAGUACUUGUGUGUACUGACUGUGCUGUUGUGCUGUUGUCCUGCUCCUGCUCCUUGGAGGGGGACUCUGUUUGGACCUUGUCGUCCUGCCUGUAGUCUUCUUGCUCGUCGAGCCGUCCCGUCUGUUGGCUGCCGUUGCAUCGCUCUGUGGGACAGCGGGCCUGGGGCAGGGUGGUGGGAGGGGAGUCAGUCGUGGGUGCCUGGUCUUCCUGGGACAACUCUCGCCAUUGGCUCUGUGUAGCGGAAACAGGACUGUAAAUACAACGUACGUUGACUAAUACAAUGUGCGUGUGUGUGUUGUUGUGGUACCUGCACAGUGGAGUCUCCCAUGAUGCACUUGGAGCCUUCCAGGACGGCCAUGAAGGAGAAGCGCAGCUGAUCAGGAGUCUGGAUGAGACCCAUGCGGUAUUUCCUCAUGUCCAAAAGAACCCUUUUAAUGUCCACUGACGGUUCUUUCCUCUUGUCCAUCUGCUUGAAAACAACUCUUAUCAACAUUGGAUUUAUUUUAAAACGUGUAGCAAAGUCUUUUUUGUUUUUUGGGAGUUUUUUUGUCUUCCAUGAAGUGUAUCUAGGGGCAGGUCAGGGGCGUUUCUUCCUUUAUGAUGUCAUGAAAACCCGGCACUUCAAAAGCAAGCAUUUGAGAGCCUUUUUUCCUCAAAAUGUAUGAGACAUUAGAGCUUUUUUUAAGAAUGCUGUAGGGACACAUAUUACUGUUAGACCACCAUUGAAAACUCACUCGCAUAAUACAGGACCACUAGGGACAUUUUCACCAAUCAAAUACAUGAAGAAAGCCAUUUUUGUAAAAGGCAACCAAACAAACAACCACACCGGACUGACGUUUGUGGAAAAAUGUGACCUGCUUCUGUGAAAUAAUAAACAAUCUU